AGCGCCAUGUUGUUUGCAGCUUGCCGUUGGUGUCGGAGCCUCACAGCGCUGCGGCCGCACAGAGUGCGACACACUCCGGCUGACUGACUUUGGAUUUUUUGGGGGUUUCGGGAGAAGCCUGAAGAGAGAAAAGCGGGAGAAACAGGCGGAAAACAGAGAUAUAAGUCGGUUUCUAACGGCGGAAUGGCGGACCGGGACCCGGUACCGCUCCCUGCGGAGGUGCGGGCCAAACUGGCGGAGCUGGAGCUGGAGUUAUCGGAGGGUGAUAUCACACAGAAGGGCUAUGAGAAGAAGCGAUCCAAGCUGAUCGGAGCCUUCUUCCCUCAAUCACCAGGAAUGGAUCCGUCCAUGGGCCAGGAGAGGAGAACCCCGGUCACCCCGUCCUCAUCGUCCCGCUACCACCGCCGACGGUCCUCCGGCUCCAGAGACGAGCGUUACCGAUCAGAUGUGCACACUGAGGCGGUGCAGGCCGCCCUCGCCAAGCACAAAGAGAGGAAGAUGGCCGUGCCGAUGCCUUCGAAGCGGCGGUCGCUGGUGGUCCAGACCUCGAUGGAUGCCUACACGCCACCAGAUACGUCCUCGGGCUCAGAGGGCGAGGGGCAGGGCGACGGCGAUGAGGAGGAGGGCGGAGACGGCGAAGAGGAGGACGGAGGAGGUGGCGGAGGAACCUCGUCCAGCCGGGAGGGGAGCAUCAGCAUGGAGCACUGGAUCAGCCGGGCCAUCCACGGCACCUCCUCCACCACCACCACCACCUCCUCCACGGCCUCCUCCUCCUCCUCCUCCACGCGCAGCGGGGGGAGCGGGGCGGCCGGCGGCAGGCUGGCCGACGUCCUGGCCCAACACGUCCACAUCUCCGCCCACCACAACCGCCACCACCAUCACCAUCACCACCACCGGCACCACCACAAGACAGAGAACCACUCUGCCCCUCCAGAUGUCACCGGCUACACCAACAACACCGCCACCGACGGGAUCCAGGUGGAGAGAGCGCCCGGCGCCGGCAACGCGGCCCAGAGACAGACGCCCAAGUACGGCAACGCGGAGCUGAUGGAGACCGGAGACGGUGUUCCAGUCAGCAGCAGAGUUUCAGCCAAGAUUCAGCAGCUCGUCAACACUCUGAAGAGACCCAAACGGCCGCCGCUCCGAGAGUUUUUUGUGGACGACUUCGAGGAGCUCCUGGAAGUCCAGCAGCCGGACCCCAACAUGCCGAAGGCGGAGGGGGCUCAGAUGGUGGCCAUGCGGGGCGAGCAGCUGGGCGUGGUGACCAACUGGCCCCCGUCUCUGGAGGCGGCGCUGCAGAGGUGGGGCACCAUCUCCCCGAAGGCCCCCUGCCUCACCACCAUGGACACCAACGGCAAGCCGCUCUACGUGCUCACCUACGGAAAGCUGUGGUCCAGAAGCGUGAAGGUGGCCUACAACCUGCUGCACAAACUGGGAACCAAACAGGAACCGCUCGUCAGGCCAGGAGACCGGGUGGCGCUGGUCUUCCCGAACAACGACCCCGCUGCCUUCAUGACGGCCUUCUACGGCUGCCUGUUGGCCGAAGUCGUGCCCGUGCCAAUAGAAGUACCGCUGACCCGGAAGGACGCCGGCAGUCAGCAGAUCGGGUUUCUGCUGGGGAGCUGUGGAGUGACGGUGGCGCUGACCAGCGACGCCUGCCAUAAAGGGUUACCCAAGAGUCCCACCGGAGAGAUCCCACAGUUCAAAGGCUGGCCAAAGGUGCUGUGGUUCGUCACGGAGUCCAAACACCUCUCCAAACCUCCCCGAGACUGGUUCCCUCAUAUCAAGGACGCCAACCAGGACACGGCCUACAUCGAGUAUAAGACCUGUAAGGACGGCAGCGUCCUCGGCGUGACGGUGAUGAGGAUAGCCAUGCUCACACACUGCCAGGCCCUCACACAGUCCUGCUCAUACACAGAAGCCGAGACCAUAGUGAAUGUAUUAGACUUCAAGAAGGAAGUAGGACUGUGGCACGCCAUCCUGACUAGUGUAAUGAACAUGAUGCACGUCAUCAGUAUUCCCUACGCCCUCAUGAAGGUCAAUCCUCUGUCCUGGAUCCAGAAAGUCUGCCAGCACAAAGCUAAGGUGGCGUGUGUGAAGUCGCGGGACAUGCACUGGGCUCUGGUGGCCCACCGGGAACAGCGAGACAUCAACCUGAGCUCCCUGCGGAUGCUGGUGGUGGCUGACGGUUCGAAUCCCUGGUCAAUCUCGUCCUGCGACGCCUUUCUCAACGUCUUCCAGUCUAAAGGUUUGAAGCCGGAGGUCAUAUGUCCCUGUGCCAGCUCCCCCGAGGCCCUGACUGUAGCUAUAAGGAGGCCCGUGGAGGAGGGCAGCACGCCUCCUGGUCGCGGCGUGUUGUCCAUGCAGGGUCUGAGUCACGGCGUGAUCCGGGUCGACUCCGAGGAGAAGCUGUCGGUUCUCACGCUGCAGGACGUCGGCUCCGUCAUGCCCGGAGCCAUGAUGUGUGCGGUGAAACCAGAAGGCGUCCCUCAGCUCUGUAAAGCCGACGAGAUCGGCGAGCUGUGUGUUUGCACUGUCGCCACGGGAACCUCCUAUUAUGGUCUGGCCGGCAUGACCAAGAACACCUUCGAGGUGUUCCCGACGUCCAACAUCGGCGCUCCCAUCAGCGAGUUCCCCUUCACCAGGACCGGCCUGCUGGGGUUCAUCGGACCUGGAGGUCUGAUCUUUGUGGCGGGGAAGAUGGACGGUCUGAUGGUGGUCGGGACGCGCCGGCACAACGCCGACGACAUCGUGGCCACGGCGCUCGCUGUGGAGCCGAUGAAGUUCGUGUACAGGGGCAGGAUAGCGGUGUUCUCCAUCACGGUGCUCCAUGACGAGAGGAUCGUGGUCGUGGCCGAGCAGCGACCCGACUCCACCGAGGAGGACAGCUUCCAGUGGAUGAGCCGAGUUCUGCAGGCGAUAGACGGUAUCCACCAGGUGGGGGUGUACUGCCUGGCUCUGGUGCCCUCCAACACUCUGCCCAAGACUCCUCUGGGUGGCAUCCACCUGUCUGAGACCAAGCAGCUGUUCCUGGAGGGGGCGCUGCACCCCUGCAACGUGCUCAUGUGUCCGCACACCUGCGUCACCAACCUGCCCAAACCGCGGCAGAAACAACCAGAGAUCGGUCCGGCGUCUGUGAUGGUCGGGAAUCUGGUGUCGGGGAAGAGGAUCGCUCAGGCCAGCGGCAGAGAUCUGGGUCAGAUCGAAGACAAUGACCAGGCAAGGAAGUUCCUCUUCCUGUCGGAGGUGUUACAGUGGAGAGCUCAGACCACUCCGGACCACGUCCUGUACACACUGCUCAACUCCAGGGGUACGACAGCCGGCUCACUCACUUGUGUUCAGCUGCAUAAGAGGGCAGAGAAGAUCGCCGGCAUGCUGGCCGAACGUGCCCACCUGCAGGACGGAGACCACGUCGCGCUGGUCUACCCUCCAGGUGUCGACCUCAUCGUGGCGUUUUACGGCUGCCUUUACGCCGGCUGCGUGCCGAUCACGGUGCGACCGCCUCACCCGCAGAACAUCGCCACCACGCUGCCCACCGUCAAGAUGAUCGUGGAGGUGAGUCGCUCAGUGUGCGUGAUGACCACACAGCUCAUCUGCAAACUGCUGAGGUCGAAGGAAGCCUCGGCCGCCGUGGACGUCCGGACCUGGCCUCCCGUCAUGGACACGGAUGAUUUGCCAAAGAAGAAACCUCCUCUGCUGUAUAAACCGUCCAACCCCGACACGCUGGCCUACCUGGACUUCAGCGUCUCCACCACCGGCAUGCUCGCUGGAGUCAAGAUGUCUCACACAGCCACCAGUGCCUUCUGCCGCUCCAUCAAGCUGCAGUGUGAGCUUUACCCGUCCAGAGAGGUCGCCAUCUGCCUGGACCCGUACUGCGGCCUGGGCUUCGUCCUCUGGUGCCUUUGCAGUGUGUACUCAGGUCACCAGUCCAUCCUGAUCCCUCCGUCAGAGCUGGAGGUGAAUCCGGCUCUCUGGCUGUCGGCCGUCAGUCAGUUCAAAGUCCGAGACACUUUCUGCUCCUACAGCGUCAUGGAGCUCUGCACCAAAGGCCUCGGCCUGCAGACCGACUCUCUGAAGUCUCGAGGGUUGGACUUGUCCCGGGUGAGGACCUGUGUGGUCGUGGCUGAGGAGCGUCCCAGGACGGCCCUGACGCAAUCCUUCUCCAAACUCUUCAAGGACCUGGGGCUCCACCCUCGAGCCGUCAGCACCUCUUUCGGCUGCAGGGUCAACCUGGCCAUCUGCCUGCAGCCUCACAGGCUGGGAAAGCUUGCCGACCAGGGCACCUCAGGACCCGACCCCACGACUGUGUAUGUUGAUAUGAGAGCGCUUCGGCACGACAGGGUCCGGCUGGUGGAGAGGGGCUCGCCACACAGCCUGCCUCUGAUGGAGUCUGGGAAGAUUCUGCCGGGGGUCCGGAUCAUCAUCGCCAACCCAGAAACCAAGGGACCAAUGGGAGAGUCGCAUCUGGGCGAGAUCUGGGUGCACAGCGGCCACAACGCCAGCGGUUACUUCACCGUGUACGGAGACGAGGCGCUGCAGUCGGACCACUUCAGCUCCAGGCUCAGCUUCGGAGACACGCAGACCGUCUGGGCUCGGACCGGAUACCUGGGCUUCCUCCGCCGGACCGAACUGACCGACGCCAGCGGAGAGCGCCAUGACGCGCUGUACGUGGUCGGCGCUCUGGAGGAAGCCAUGGAGCUGCGAGGGAUGCGUUACCACCCCAUCGACAUCGAGACCUCCGUCAUCAGGACGCACAAGAGCAUCACAGAGUGCGCGGUGUUCACGUGGACCAACCUGCUGGUGGUGGUGGUGGAGCUGGACGGCUCGGAGCAGGAGGCCCUGGACUUGGUCCCGCUGGUCACCAACGUGGUGCUGGAGGAGCACUACCUGAUCGUGGGCGUGGUGGUGGUGGUCGACAUCGGCGUCAUCCCCAUCAACUCCCGCGGCGAGAAGCAGCGCAUGCACCUGCGCGACGGCUUCCUGGCCGACCAGCUGGACCCCAUCUACGUGGCUUACAACAUGUAGCGCCCCCCGGUGGCCCGACGUGAAGGUGGAUGAAGGAUUCAUCAAGGAGGAUGCAAAGACGGUCAGCUCCUGAGACUUGAACGAGCAGAACCGGAGCUCUGAGGCCGAGUUCGUGGCACGACAGGCAGCACUUUCUCCCAGGCUCGGUGGGAUUCGAACUCAGCCUGAGAGGAAGUGCAGUCGCCUCCCCCGUCCAGAGCAAGAAAGUCAGAGUCCGUUUGUGUGGAUCGUUUACUGAAAAGCGUCAGGGAGGCGGCAGAAGAGGACAAUCGUUAACGUAGCAAUCCGGGCGUCACUCUAUAUUUUCCCGUUAAAGUCGGUUGUUUUAAAAUGUUUUGUUGGUAUUUUAACAUGUCCUCGGGAAAAAAAAAAAAAAAAGUGUAGGCUAUUUUUUUGAAAAGGAUAUUUACACACAAAAAAAACAAACAAAAUAAACUGUGGCAAAAAUGAUAUUUUAGGUUUUUACGAUAUCAAACCAUUAAGGAGCGAGAUAUGUUUUGAUACGAGGGCGGGGUCAGAGCGAGGUACGACACGUUUGUUUCUUGUUUUUUUUUUUUUUGUAAGUGUUUCAUUUUUUUGUAUCAUUUCCUGAACCGUCCGUCCGUCACAUCUCAGCAGGAGAUCAGCGUGCUAACUUUCAGAAACAGCUGCAGCCUUUAACUCCCUUUAUUUUUCCGUACAAACGCGCUUCGACCGAAGCGAACGCGACACAUUAAUCCAUAUCAUGUAAGUAUGUACAAAAAGAAACUGAUUUAAUUUAUUUUGUUUCUCUUUUAGAAGUAUAUGACUGAGACGUUCAAGAAUGUUUUGCUCUUGAAUAUUUGCUAAUAUAAAGAAACAAAAAAAGGCGUUGUAUUAUCUGGAGUGAAGCUCGCUCGCAUCAAGCAUAUUAUGGAAAAAAUAGAAAUAUAUGAUUAUAGAUUAUAUUAAGAGAUGAGUGAAGGAUUCACAGCAGACAGAAGCAGUUUGACACACAACGCUGUUUUUUUUUUUUUUUUUUUUAAAUCUGCGUGUUGGUCUGAAGAACGAGUGAAACUUUGAGGAGUUUGAUUCCACGUGAAGAGUUCUGAUCCAAAAACACCCAGAGACGGAAGAUUUACACCAACUUUUAUUAAAUUACAGCUAUAAAAGUUUUCAGUAGACUUCUUUUUAAACAUAGUUCUUUAAAUCGGUAACUUGCGUUCUCAAAUAGAAAAAAAAAAAA
Acanthopagrus latus (yellowfin seabream) is the source of this 6229-nucleotide messenger RNA. Its product is annotated as disco-interacting protein 2 homolog C. The coding region runs from base 184 to 5025 and encodes 1613 amino acids. The transcript has 38 exons. Lineage: Eukaryota; Metazoa; Chordata; Actinopteri; Spariformes; Sparidae. The record is from RefSeq and is a predicted model, not a curated record.